GUCGCAGCUUACUGGCUGGGUGGACGGGACCCUAACAAUACCACGCACCUAUUGGCCGAGAUUGGAAAGCAGAAGGCAGGGAUUGGUCCGCGGGUCGCUGCGAUCUGUGGUGAUGACGGUGGCGUUGGGCUGGGCAGUGGCGCUGCUGGUGCUGGCCGAGGGGGCGGGCGCGCUGGACAACGGGCUGGCCCGAACACCCCCCAUGGGCUGGCUGCACUGGGAGCGGUUCCUGUGUACCACGGACUGCGCCAGCGCCCCGCACGCAUGCGUCAGCGAGCAGCUGUUCAUGCAGAUGGCGGACUUGCUGGCAGCAGACGGCUGGAGGGACGUGGGGUAUGAAUACGUCUGCAUCGAUGACUGCUGGAUGGCACCGAGCCGAGACGGUGGGGACAGGCUCCAGCCCGACCCAGAGCGCUUCCCCCAUGGCAUCCACCAGCUGGCAGACUAUGUCCAUUCCAAAGGGCUGAAACUGGGGAUUUACGGGGAUGUUGGAAACAAAACCUGUGCUGGCUACCCUGGCAGUUAUGGCCAUUAUGACCUUGAUGCCCAAACCUUUGCUGACUGGGGUGUGGACCUGGUGAAGUUUGAUGGCUGUUACCAUGGCACACUGGACCUGCUGGCAGAAGGUUAUAAAAACAUGUCUCUGGCCCUGAAUAAGACUGGCAGAAGCAUUGUAUACUCCUGUGAAUGGCCUUUCUACAUGUUACCUGUGCAAAAGCCCAAUUAUACAGAAGUCAAGCAGUACUGCAAUCAUUGGAGGAACUUUGCUGACGUCUUUGAUGCCUGGAUUAGCAUCAAAAGUAUCUUAGAUUGGACAGCUUCUCACCAAGACAGUAUUGUGGAUGUCGCUGGACCAGGAGGCUGGAAUGACCCUGACAUGUUGGUGAUUGGGAACUUUGGACUGAGCUGGGACCAGCAGGUGACUCAGAUGGCACUGUGGGCUAUCAUGGCAGCUCCACUGUUCAUGUCCAAUGACCUGCGUCAGAUUAGUCCAAAAGCGAAGAGGCUGCUCCAGAACAAGGAGGUUAUUGCCAUCAAUCAGGACCCACUAGGCAAGCAAGGAUACCGCAUCACCAGGGAUAACAACUUUGAGCUGUGGGAGCGGCCUUUGACAGGCAGAGCGUAUGCUGUGGCUGUGGUGAACCGGCAUGAGAUUGGAGGGCCACAGCUCUUCACUUUUGCUACCUCAUUCCUUGGCAACGGACUAGCAUGCAACCCCGCAUGCUCCAUCCAGCAGAUCCUCCCUACCAGUGAGGACUAUGGACUACAUAACUGGGUCUCCUUCUUGAAAGUUAAGGUGAACCCAACAGGAACUGUACUGCUGAAAGCAGCCGUGAUAGAGGAGCUCCCUGAAGAGAAGCUGGUCCCAAAUAGCAAGAAACCCUCUCUAGAUACCUUGUAAUAUGGCAGCCUCCUCCCUGGUCCUCAGAGGCUCUGUUCUCUCCUCAACCCACCUGGGGAAGGUCAAGGGAGCGUGCAAGAUCCUGAUACUGACAAAUCUUAAAUCUACUUCAGCACCCUUGGUGGAUUUAACAUAAGCGCACCCACUCAACUUUUGUAUACUGAUUACAAAGAAAGGGCCCGUCUUUUCCAGAACUAUUCAGGCCACCUUAUAGCAUAUAAUUUAAUUUAGCUAUGGAAAGGGAGGUCAAGAGACUGAGCAGGACUGGAGCAAGACUCGUAAGAUACAGCAGCCCUGGUUGCAUAGAAAAUGCAAAGCAAGAACACAGCACUUUACUGAGACUCUUAAAUCUUGCAAGGACUCUAAGAAGUGCUCCACCCCUGCACUGUCACAACUUCCUUCAGGCCAGUAUGAUUCUUGAUUACACCAGAUGCAUGAAAAACAAGCUCCAUCUAGCCUCAAAGAACCUUCCCCUCUGUAUAAUCACCCACUCCUAGAGUCACACCUUAGAGCCAACACACUUCAAAGGCUAUAGCUUUCUUCCUGGCUGUCUUCCCUUUGCUAUAGAUAUGGGUGAAAGCUACCAUGCUCCUGUGGAAUUAAGUCUCCUACUCUCCCAGAAGAAAACUGCCCCGCCCGCAUGCUGACUUUGCUGUAGCCCAAACAUUAAAUGGGACUAUGCUGUUUUAGGAUUCAUCUGCUUUUCUUAAUGGAAGGGGGGUAGGAGCAGUCCCCAGCUACUUUCAAGCAGGUAUUGAACUCCCUAAUGCUAUCACCUCCAUGCCCUCUGCUGCAGGCACUGGAGUCUGUCUUAAAGGAUUUUAUUCUUGGUGCUAACCCUGUGAACUACAAUGUGGGAGUUGUAGUUGUGUGUUGGUGGAACAGACUGCCUGGAUCUCUCCAGGAAACUCAAGUUUCCUAGCUCUUGUGAAACUAAUACUAUCACAUAUCAACCACUUGUAUAUACAUUGGUGGUAUAAAUUGAUAUAUAUUGGUGGUACCGCCUUCCAGGACUUGUAGUCAUUUGUCUUCAGACUUUCAAGAAAAAAAAACAAUGCAUGUACUCUUCCCACCUGUCUAAAUGAGCUAAGAAAUAUUUUACCAAUAGAUGGUGCUGUUGAAUCCUACUAAAACACACUGUAAGAAGCAUCCAGCACCCUAAACUGCUAAGUACUCCAAGAGGCCUCAAGUUGGUAGCUAGCAUAGGUACAAUAAAAGGUAUUAUUUUGGAAACAAGA
Messenger RNA from Gavialis gangeticus (Gharial), 2640 nucleotides. RefSeq names its product galactosidase alpha (gene GLA). Gene Ontology annotation, cellular component: cytoplasm. The transcript has 7 exons. NCBI's taxonomy places the organism in Eukaryota, Metazoa, Chordata, Crocodylia, Gavialidae. Gene Ontology annotation, molecular function: alpha-galactosidase activity. The record is from RefSeq and is a predicted model, not a curated record. Gene Ontology annotation, biological process: oligosaccharide metabolic process; glycosylceramide catabolic process; glycoside catabolic process. Bases 113 to 1402 code for a protein of 429 amino acids.